Linum trigynum is the source of this 4537-nucleotide messenger RNA. Lineage: Eukaryota; Viridiplantae; Streptophyta; Magnoliopsida; Malpighiales; Linaceae. The record is from the annotation of a GenBank genome assembly.
UCCUCAGCUCGUGGUAUUUGAAAUUCAAUGUAUUCAAGAUUCCACCUCGUCAACUCUUCAAUAUAGUAAUGGCUGCUCUAUUCCCAUAAUUCAACCCUGCAAAAGAGUUUCACAGCACGCCAAUACCGGUUUCAGCAGCUAUACCCCAUGCCAGUUCCAAUUUGUUCCGAGUUCCGGUUACUCUCCCAUGGCCAGAUCAACCCAAUUUGGAAACCUCUGCCCACUUGCUUUCUCUCUUUCCAGUCUCCAAACUUCUCUUCCCCAUGAAUUCCUUCCUCCCAAGCCACUGAUCAUAACCAUUUAAGACAAGCUUCCCGCAUAUGUUCUGCACACAACAAACCUCUAAACGAAAACAAACAUGGUCGACAUUUCCUCUGCCCCUCUUCUUGCCCUUCUCCUCUUUCUACUCUCACAGACCCACAUCCGACCGGCGACCAGCGCCGGCGGCAACGAAACCGAUAUACUGUCACUCCUCCAACUGAAAUCCACACUGAUAGACCCACUUGGAGCUCUGAGCUCAUGGAACCAAACCCUCCAUUUCUGCCAAUGGCAGGGAGUAACCUGCAACAACGAAACCGAACAGAGGGUGACCCAACUCGACCUCAAGCUAAACCGGCUCAGCGGCUCCAUCUCCCCACACAUCGGCAACUUGUCCUUCCUAACCCACCUCAUCCUCAACAACAACACCAUCUCCGGCGAAAUCCCGCCGGAAAUCGGCCGCCUCACCCGCCUCCAGCAGCUCGUGCUAGUCCAAAACUCAAUCUCCGGCACCAUCCCGCCGAACCUCUCCGCCUGCUCCAAUCUCACCAUGUUGCGAGUCGGCAACAACGGCUUGUCCGGCGAGAUCCCGACACAGCUCUGCAAUCUCAUGAACCUCCAGCUGCUCUCAAUCCAUUUCAACAACUUCACCGGAAAUUUCCCUUCCUGCUUCGGCAACGUGUCUUCCCUCCAGGCGAUCUCUGCGGCUCGGAACCAAUUCGUCGGCGGGAUUCCAGAGUCUCUGGCCAGAUUGAGCAACCUGAACGUAAUUUCUUUCGGGGCGAAUCGAUUUUCUGGUCAAUUCCCACUUCAAUUCUUCAACUCCUCUUCCAUUCAAAUCAUUAGCAUCAUUGAGAAUCAACUCACCGGAACCCUACCUCUAGGGUUAGGGUUUACUCUGCCGAAUCUGGUCCAUCUCAAUGUGGCUUACAACAAUUUCACCGGUCGAAUUCCCGAAUCAAUCUCCAACGCGACAAACCUGCAGGUUUUCGAGUUGGGUUACAACAAUUUCCACGGCGGAGUGCCUUCAUUGGCGAAGCUGAACCGGAUCCAACUCCUGGGACUGAUUAGCAACAACUUGGGCAGUGGAGGAGAAGGAGACGAUCUGUUCUUCCUCCAUACGUUGACCAACAGCACGAUGCUCCAAGUGGUCAACGUCGGGAUGAACAAUUUCUCCGGCGUGUUGCCGCACAGCAUAAGCAACUACUCCGCAACUUUCGUCAGGCUGUCGCUGCGUCUGACCCCGUUGAUCACCGGAACGAUUCCGGCGGGGCUCGACCGGCUGGUCAACUUGGAGCAGCUGGAUUUCAACGGAAACAGUCUCUCCGGCAAUCUCCCGGUCGAAUUGGGGAGGAUCCCCAAGUUCAUGACUCUUCAGGUUCAGAACAACAACCUGUCGGGAACCAUUCCUUCCAAUAUCGGAAAUUCAACCAAGUUGCUCACGGUGUGGCUGCAAGGGAAUCAACUGGAAGGUGAGAUUCCUUCGAGUUUCGGUCAGAGCAAGGAUAUGACGCUGCUGAAUCUAGCAGAUAACAAUCUCAGUGGGGGGAUUCCGCCGGAGAUUCUCGAUCUCCAGGACUUGAGUUUUGUCCUUGAUCUUUCUGGGAACAGGUUGAGUGGCCGGAUUCCUGAGGAAGUUGGAAACUUGGUCAACUUGGGUCAACUGGAUCUCAGCAAUAACAUGCUGUCAGGUUCGAUCCCGUCGAGUAUAGGGAGAUGUGUGAGACUGGAGACCGUAAAUCUGAUGGGGAAUUUGUUUCAGGGCUCUAUCCCUUCGUCUUUUAGGGCACUCAGAGGGUUAGAAGUUCUCGACCUUUCUCGCAAUAACUUGUCAGGAAUGUUACCCGACUUUCUUCAGGAGUUUACAUCGUUGGUGACACUCAACUUGUCUUACAACAACUUCCAAGGUGCACUGUCAAUGCAGGGUGUCUUCGGGAAUUCAACUACAACUUUGGUCAUGGGAAACAAUGAGCUCUGCGGGGGAAUGCCGGAGUUUGGAUUACCAAAGUGCUCCAUGGAGGGUUCAAAGAAAGGCGGUCUCAGCACGGUUGUGAAGAUCAUAAUCUCGGUUGUAAGCUGUCUCUUAGGACUCGCUGCCCUUCUUUCAUUCCUCUACUUUUGGUUCCUGAGGAAGAAAACCAAAGACCCUGAAGCAGCUUCACUCUUUACCGGUAACACACUUCUGGGGCCUACGUAUAAUAAUCUACUCCAUGCCACCGAUGGGUUUUCGUCUGCUAAUUUGCUCGGAGCAGGCAGCUAUGGCUCUGUGUACAAGGGGAUUAUAGCCAUAGAAGACAACAAGAAGAUGUUUGUUGCCGUCAAGGUGUUGAAUCUUCAGCAUUCCAGAGCGGUCAAGAGCUUUGUAGCAGAAUGCGAGGUGUUGAAGAACAUCAGGCACAGGAAUCUUGUCAAGUUGCUGACUGUGUGUUCAGGAAUCGACUUCCAGGGUAAUGAUUUCAAGGCCCUGGUGUAUGACUUCAUGGUUAACGGGAGCUUGGAGGAAUGGCUUCAUCCCAGGCUUCUUGAUGAACAAGCAACAGGAAAAACAAAGGUAGAGUUGAGUCUCCUCCAAAGGUUGAACAUAGCCAUUGAUGUAGGAACCGCACUGGAUUAUCUUCAUAACGAGAGUGGAGUACCGGUAGUUCAUUGUGAUCUCAAACCUAGCAACAUCCUGCUGGAUGUCAAUAUGGUGGGACAUAUUGGAGACUUUGGGUUAGCAAAGUUCCUUCCACAAGUAGAGCUCAACACUCCAGCAAAUAGUACGACGAGUUCUUCGAUUGGUGUUAGAGGAACAGUUGGCUAUAGCGCGCCAGAGUACGGAAUGGGGAGUGAAGUUUCUACCCACGGAGAUGUGUACAGCUAUGGCAUUCUGUUGCUGGAGAUGUUCACAGGGAGAAGGCCUACCGAUGAAACGUUCAAAGAUGGGUUGAAUCUCCAUAACUUUUCAGCAGCAGCUUUGGCUGAUAAAGCAACAGAGAUCGUAGAUCCCACUGUGCUUCUGGAGAGACAAGACGACAGCAGCAGCAGUAGAUCGAGCGACGAUCAUAGCAAGAAUGAAACGCAGAAGGUGUCGAUGGAGGCAUUGGUUUCGAUUAUACAAGUGGGGGUUGAAUGUUCAAAUGAAAUGCCAAGAGAACGAAUGAGCAUCGGUGAUGCUGCAACUAAGCUAACAGCAGUGAGGGACAAACUUGUUAAAGCUAGAAUGUAGCGAAGAGACAUAAUUAUGCACAGAAAAGUGGUCACAAUAACAGGACAAUAGCAUUUCGUUGGUACUUUCGAUGUAUCUGAAUGUAUAUGGUAUUGUACAAGUAAUCUGAUGAGGGCAACUGAACAAUUGUUUCUCGGCAGCAUCAUCGAAUCCAACCUUUGCUGUAUCAUGUCAACUUCUCCCUAACUGAAUGAGAAGUCAAAGAAAUGGCGCCGCCACCAAAUUGCAAUAGUGAUUACGAAACAGAGUGGGUGAAGCAUUACCCUUAUCUUAUUGGCAGGCCCCUUUCUUUCGCUGUCGAAUAUCUUCUUCGCUGUCUAUGAUCACAUCUGCGCAAAUCCGAAACCUCUGCCCACUUGUUUUCUUCCUUUCCCUACAGUUCUCUUCUCAUUCAACUUCUCUUAGGCCAUUGACUUUCUUCCAUAUCCCAAUCUAAUGAUUAUCAAAUCUUGAUUCUUUUCUUCCACUACAGAAAAAGAUUGAUUCUUUAUUAUAACCGAGACCAUAAUUUCGCCCAAGACAGGACUUAGUUGUGAUAAAGGGCUAGAAAUGAAAGACUGAUUCUUUAACCCUUGUACACACUUGCAAACCUGUAAUCACCAACUAAAAGAAGCAAACAUAUGCCCACCUUGGUUGACAUAAUCUCCUCUCGCAGACAUAUAGUAGGCCGGUGACCGAAGCGGGCAGCAACAAAACCGACAGAGGAGCACUUCUCCAACUCAAAUCAACAGUGAUAGACCCAAUGGGAGCUCUGAGCUCAUGGAACCAAGCCCUCCACUUCUGCCAAUGGCAGGGCCUAAUCUGCAACAAUGAGAAAGAACAGAGGGCUAACCCAUCAUCAUCAUCAUCCCCGCCGCGUCCUUCCCAGUUCAAUCAUUGCCGACGGUCUUUCUCCAGUUCAUUGACUUGCAAAAAAAAAAAAGACAGAAGAGAAGGCAGACAAACAUAAUCAAGAAAUGGUAAAAAAGGGGAAAUGAGUGUGAAAGGAAACCCGCCCUAAUCUGGAAAGGAAUGGAAAUCCGCAGUUUUAUCAGUUUUGUGUUGAAUAGUGAAUACAUUAACAUAAAAUAU